UUCACAUCACUGAGCUGUCGCGUGAUAGCUAAGACGAGUCUGGUGAGUGACAUAACUCACUGUACCAGUUUCCUCCACCAAUUUCAUCAGUAAAUCAAUCAAUUUCUUCAGGUCCCUAUGUGUAAUGUACCCAAUGCGCUAUGUAUUAGUCAGUUCAAUCGUCCCCCUGCAUUCUUUCCGUCAUGCUCAUGUAUGUUGUUAGAAUUCCUAGAUAUUUAGUCGUUCACGACGAUUUCUCUUUCUGUAUCUCUGUUUUGGUCGGUUUGUCUUUGUGAAAUAUCAUCGUAACUACACCUGUAUCCAGUGUUUGAUUCAUUGCAACUUCAUGAAGUUGUUAUCGAUCUAACGACCUAGUAGAUUACAUCGUUACUUCGGAGGACAGCACUCCAGAUUGUGUACUAGCUAGUAAUGGUACUCGAGUCAGACUCUGUUGAGCAUCCUCCUCUCAGGUACCUCUCCACUACUAUUCAAAGGUUAUGACAAUUUUUUAAGCGUAGUUACUAGGUUGUGAUGACACCGAAGCUGAUCCUGAAUAUAGAUUCCAUUCUCAUUGCAGAAUUAGCAUCGUAGUAGAGUAAAAGGUCAGGAUUCCGAUCUUCACCAUGGAUAGUUAUAGUUACUCGUCAGCAGCGAGUGCAAGGGCCGCUUCAGGGCCUGAGCCUCUUCUGGAUGAUGUAGACUACUUCAGUUCGCUUGUCAUUGCUUUUGUUGCUAUUGCGACUACCAUCAUCGUGUUCCAUGCGCAGUAAGAAUGUCCUAGAAUAUAUUACUGAUCCAAGAAGGAGAUAGGCUAGCUCUACUAGUACUAAGUAGAAGAAUUUUUACUUCUAAGAAAGUAGGUAGAAGUACUAGAGCAAGAGCAAGUCUGCUACUGCCUUGACCUUGAUUCCUCUAUCGAAUAACCUGAAGUAGCUAGAGGUAGAGAGUAGAAGAUAACGCAAAUGUAAUCUUUCUACUCAAGUUUGAUUUUUUGGUAAAUGUGAGAUCGUAGCGUAGAAUCCGUAUCUUCUAGGAUUGUUUAGUCUAUUUGAUGAAGCCUUGUGGUUUAUCCUAUCUGAAGGGACUACUAGGGAAAUGCGACUGAGUACUCCACUCUCUACUCGGGCAUGUACAGUUUUGUUUAUUAAUAAUGAUCCAUUUUGUUUGAUGACUAUGCUAUCGCAUAAAUGUGGAAAAGUUCGACGGAAUUAGCUUGUCCGAAUAAUCAAUCAUAUAUCGUCUGUAGAACUUUCCACCGCAGGAAUUUUUUAGCGGUUCCGACAAGCGACAAUGUUGCGACGUUUGGUGACCGGCCCUAGCUUUCUGAUCUCGGCGCAUCUCGGCCUUCUUUUUGCAGUGUCAUACGUGGUUCUAUUUUUGGUAAAUGUCUUGGACUCACCGGCAGCAACACGUGGCGUUUUUGACGGUGAAGUGGAAACAAAAGACGUAUCUCUAUAGAUACAUACAUUGAGGAGCAAGAGGAUUUCAUCAUUAGACCGCUUUUCUUUUUGCAUGACUCGACUCAUCAAGAUCAUCGUUCUUGAGUUUUUUCGUUAUUACUUGGCGAAGUUAUUCUGAAUCAAUGAGUAGAUCAUAAUUCAGAGUUGAAGAGUGAUGAUCUCACCAGUAACGAGGGAAGAAUCACGUUGAGAUGAAAUUCGUUUUCAACAUCCUUCCUCCUCUAUCAAAACAGCUUUGUGGGGUGGCGUACAUCUGGAGACUGCGAAGCUCGAUUAGCGAUGUCGCAUCACACUUCGGAAAGACAGGUAGCGAUCAUGGCGGCUUUUUCUCCGCUAUGCUGGAGAAAGGCACAAGCCACGUUGUCCUUAGCCGUGACACUGCUGGUACUCUAUUUUUUGGUGUUAUGGUGACAUGAUCAUAACUUUAAAGAGCUUCGGAAAACGAUCAUUUGAGCAACAUAUAAUUUUUUCGAAGUGAAAGGAGCAAGAGCAAUUGAGAUAUUUAUUUAUUUGAGCAGGUAGUGGCAGUUUGAUCAACACGAAUCUUCUGGAAUAAUUGGUAUCCUUUAUUUUAUGCGAACACGACAGGUGCACCGAAAAGCAACGAUCGGGAAACGAGCCCCUGGUGGAGCCUGCGCCGCUUGAUGUUUGGUGUUGUCCCGGAACCUCCCCGAAGGUCCAAGACGAAGCAGCGUACUACCGGCAAAAGCACCGCAAAGCAUGAUAUCAAAGCAGCAAAUGCGACCUCAACAGGUCUUUACGGUAGAAGAAGCCAAGAAGAGCCGACUUCCGACGAAAGCACCAGCACUGCUGAGGAGAGCUUCGAACAGGAGGUGUUUUCUUCGGUUACCAACAAUGGCAAAAAGUCAUUCUCAUCGAGUGCAGGAGUCCUAAGUAGCACAACAAGCGCAACUGGUUCGGCUUGGGCAGAGCCUGAGAAAACUACGAGUGCUCUCGCAGGUUCGUCGUCCAGUACUAGCAGCUUCUUUCCUAGUGGAUCACGAGCGCCGCCGAUUUUCAAUAUUACGGGUCUUGUGACGCUGCCGGAGCUCGAUUGGCAUAUUGAACGCACGGCGAAGGCCUAUGACUGUUUUGAUCGCACCGUGCUCACAAAUCGGCGCGAGCCAUUGGCCGAUCUUUGCGCGACCAUGUGUGGCGUGUACGUCGACAUGGAACCAGCACCAUUUUAUUUCAACGCUGCAUCGAUUUCGCUUCUUCAUCGUACUUCAUACAGAUUGAUAGAUUUCAAUCUCUGCAUUCAAAUGUCGACAUUAGUCAAGGUUUUCGAGCUUUUACGAUUAAUAAGUACUACAAAUGCAUCUGAUAAUUGCUCCUGGUUUACUAAGAGCUAUGUAAGUAUACAACGUCCACAUAACGUGAUAAUAUUUGCUUCAUCACUUUUUACCAACAAACUCCUCUCCAGAUCUGAUCCACCUGGCUUUGGGGGUGUGGUUGCUCGCACUUAGCGCGCGCAUCGAGAUGAGUAAAAUCACAGGGCAGGAUACUGACCAGUUUGUAGGUCCAGUGCGACAAAACGUCGCUUGCUUUUGGUUCUACGUAGCGCUAGACGCCUUUGUCCGGUAUCAACAUCUGCACCAAGAGGUGGCCUACAUGGGCGGUCGAGCCAUCUUCUUGACAAUUUUUGCAGUGGAGACAGCACAAGCAGGAUCGUGUUGUACUUAUAUAUACUAAAAGUUCUUGCAACUACUUUGAUUAGAGUUGACAAAUUAAUAUGUUGACUACUUUGAUGAGCAUUAGAGUUAGACGUUGUUGAGCCGGCUUGAUUGCAGUUCGCUUCCCAAGGUAUUGUACCAUACUUACGCAGAUUGAUUUUUAUGGAGUACAACUCACUGUAGCUGUACGAAACAAAGCACAUCUUUCAUAAACAUUAUCACAGUUUUGCUGGUGACGUGCGCAUUUAUUUUCUGCAUCUCGUUUGGGUUUCUGAUUGCACGACUGUACAUGACGGUGACCGGGUGCGUUAGAUUUGUCUUUCGCUUGGCGCACUUUGUGUGCUUUCACAAAACCUUGAACGGGAAGAAGUUUGUGUCAGCACCUUGCGAUAACGAAGAUGUUUGUGCGAUUUGCCUCUGUGCACUGCACCCAGCCGGGCUGUGGCUGCCUCGAUCCAUGUCGGACGCUAUUCGUAACGCGCACGAGGACCACCGACUGCAGAAGCACUACGAAGACGCGAGGAAAGCGCGUCUUCAGUGCGCACUGGAAAAUGCGGAGAAGUUAAAAGAGGGCUCUCCUGAAGAAGAGGAAACAGACGCUUCGAGAAGGAGGAAAAAUAUUCCUCGGCGGAUGGGCUCUGCGCGAAAUAAAAGGAGCCCGACUGGGUCGCCCAUUAGAAAGCGCGCCGGCUUGUCACAAUCACAAACGCAAAGUCCUUCCCAGUUCCAGCGAAAUGCUUUGGAGGACGAGGAUGAAGACGAUGACGAUCUUUUAAUCUGCACUGAAGUCGGAGAAGAAGACAACGACGAUAUUCUAGCACCAGCACUAUCAACUGGUGGCGGUACUGAUGCGCUGGGCAGCACCUUUUUCUCAGCAGGCUGGCCGGCUGGAAAUGCUACAACAAGACUGACCCGAACCGAGGUUCUAUACCGUGUUGCUGAGCACGCUGCGGCGCUGGCGCAGUCCUGUGUUAGGAGCGUUCAGAUGCGAAUGCGCGUGUACAUUGCUGGAACCGUAAUUGUCUUCGCGGAUAUUUUCCAUAGCACAUUUGCGCAGCGAUCUACGUUUCGAGCGUACGGGAUACCGACGGCGGACCGUAUAUUAGCCUACCUCGGAUUGGAUUUGGCUGGCGCAGAGGAUGAAUUUCAUUCGUCCUGGGGAGAACCCGUCGAAAGCUUAAGUGGUUCUGUAGAUGUCGACGACGAUGAUGAUCAAGCUAACAGGUCUAGAGGCAGACGGGGUCGUGAUACUGUGCGGCUCCACUCGUCCACUACUGGAGCAGGAAGCGCCGCAUCUAUGCCGUCGAUAGAGGAGAAAGACGCCGGUGCUUUAGCCCGAAAUCUUGAUGCUGUCACGCCGCCGCGCCGUCGGGACAUGCGUGUAGUUGCCGGAGUCGUUCCAAUGGGCGAGGGCGAGGCAGAAGGGCACGACGAGAUAACGAGUGAGGACUUCUUACGUAGCCGCAGAGUACUCGAUCUUCAGCGAGAUGAUGAGCAAGCUGAGGAAGACGAGUGUGAGAAAGGUGACUACAACAUCACGUCAGGGCUUUCUCAACGUCGCGGAGCAAGGUCUUCUACGUACAACAACCCGAGUUUGGAUGAUCCUCACCAACGUGAUUUGCUUUUUGGUGUGAGGUCCUUAGGUUUAGUCGAUCCACUGCGCAUGUCCCAAAGCCCGCUCGACGACGACACCAUGAGUAGUCUUGGACGACGGCACGGCGAUUUUCGUACGAGCUUCCACAGUCAAAGAUUCCGCAAGCAAAAUGCGCUGCUCAAAUUGCAGGAGUGCGGACACCUUUUUCACUACUCUUGCCUCUCAGACUGCUUUCGGGAAGCGAAGUUUCGCAAGAAGACGAGCUGUCCGCUGUGCCGCACGAACAAUGAGCGGGUAGUUUGGCGCACGCAGAGCUUCGUGGAUCCGCAACAGGCGCCGCAGCCCUGGCGUCAGCAAGUCGCCACGUUCGGACGCGAACUAGUCGAGUUUCUCAUCCAGGAGGUGGACAUUUUGUAUUUUGGUUUGAUGAUCUAUAUCUUCCUGAUUGCGUUUUCGACCACCAUCUUGCUCGAGUUCUUCCUCUAUGCGAUGGCCCAAUUUUCGAGCAUGCUGCGGUCGCUGAAUAUGCUCCUAGAGGGCGCGUACGAGAUGCACCAGAUGGGAGCCGCACCGGGGGUGAGCAUGGCGGACGGCAGUGCGCUUGAUACUACGGCGCACCACGACACGCUGCUGGUGGGUGAUCAUGGAUUGUCUGACGACUCCACCACUUCUUGGCUCCAAGGGUCUUCGCCGCGUGUGGCAAGGCCAGGAAAGCAGGGACGGCAACCGCGGCCAAUAUCAACGCUGCACACGACAAGCACAGUGCGGCGCGAAGGGCGUCCGGGCGCUAUCGCUGGUGCUAGUGGUAAUAGUGCUACGCUACCAAACAUGCCGCCCCGUCCCCGUCCCAGUUGGUCUGUGCAGUAUAUUGCGCCCUGGACUUUGAUCGGCACCAAAGACUACAUUGGUAUGGGAGGCCCUAGCAUGUGGCCGCUUCCUCCUUUCACUAGAAGGCGACCACGGCCCCCACAGCGCAAACGACUACAACAUCAGAUGGCGCACAGUGCUGUGCCUGACCACGCGCGUGUAAACGAUAGAGAGAUGAAUAGCACCGCUAACUCGACUUCCUCCUGGCGACUCCACGACCCGUUGGAUAGAAGCGCCAACCCUACACAGAGUCACCGAGGCGCUAGCGGCGAGUCACGUGCUGCGUCUGCACGGUCCGUCUCUCCUUUUGGCGACUCAGAGACUUCCUCAAAAAAGCAAGAAGGGGUUGCUCUUGGAGAGACACCGCGUGGUAACCCGGCUUUACUGGAAAGCAGUGACGACACGCGUCUCAACGUGCCGCUUUCACUUGACGACAAUCCCAGGACAGUUUUCGAAAAGCAGGAUGAUAAUAUCAUUUCCGUUUCCUUGUCGGGGUUUGACUACGCGGGUGUCGAGGAGGAAGGGGCUUUCAUCUCGAAUUUCGCGAAACAAGAGGAACAUGUAGAGGAGGACUUUUUCGAUUUCGAAGUACUCGAAAGUACACAACGUAGUAGCAGGCGGCAUUGGAUGCCCGUGCUGCCGGAACGAGUUGUGAGUGAAAACAAUGCUACUGCCGGGUCGUUUCGCGACGGUACGUCAAGCAACCCUUUUCCUGGUGAGGUCGUUGAAGUAAAAAUACGAGAUAGCACAGCAAGACGGGUGCGAGGUGGGAAUGAUCGAGCACAAGCGCCAGAGGUGAUAGAAAGCGCUUCAGUGCUUGAGAAGUCGGAUGCCAAGCGCGAACAAUCGUCAGCUAGCGAUGAAGGGGUUCCUGGCGUGACAGGCGCCUGCCGACAAGAUGAGGAUCCUCUGCGAAGAACGUUCUCGUCACUUGCAUCCCCAGUAUUCACGAAUUUGGGGAGGCUGCUGUCUGCCUCCGUCAGGUAUUGGCGUUAUGAUGUGCCAGCAUCCUCAAUGGCUGAUGAAAGCGGAGCACUCGGGCACAGUGGGGAAGAUGAGGAUCUGGUAAUGACCGCUGAAGAGUUCUUUACCUUUGAUUGGGCAGGUGAGGCAGAAGCGCUUGCUAGUGCUGCGCAAAAUAAUCCCGAGGUAAGCAUGCCAAGUACAAAUAGCUACGACAGUAGAGCAGGUGGAGUAGAGUCUGAAGACCGCUUGAUGCCGGCGUCCGCCGCUUCAACAAUAGGGCGCGGAGAGCGCAUGGGAGCCAGCACCGCUCGCGGGGAGAAUGCAGAGGUUCUUACGGAAAUCAAAAGCCCGCAGCAAGCAGCGGAAUUGAGUGAAUCAAAGAAGGUCGUGUUACGUGACCAGGAGCGGGUUUUGCGACGGCAGGGCGCCAGGCAGGCUUUGCGAGAGGGCGCAAUUAGCCAGCGAGUUGCAUCCUUUUUCAAAAUUUCGGCUACACCAGAUAACAAUUCUUUUCUUGCGGGAGGCGCUAGCUACUUGCAGCAGAAGUCGCACGUGGUUGACAAGGAAGUAGCUGCGUUCCAGCGUGGACGCAGGUUGAACCCAGUCAACAAACGACCUACGCUUGAAUGGCUAAGUAGCAUAGUGAGUCAGCACUUUGGGAAUUUUUCAGGUAUAGACUACGCGGCGGGCGGAAAUAAUCUUGCGCGGCGGACAGCAUUGAACCUAACCUGGACGUUGUGGGAUGCACACCCUAACGCCACUCGCCAGGUGGAGUCCCGAGGAUGGCAGCGCGAGCGGCUGGACUCCGUCGCUUUUAUCGACGUAAUUGAGGAAAUCCUAUUGUUCCGCAAUGCGACGCUUGUGACACCGUUCUUGCGCUAUCUUAUAACCGGAAAGGUAGACUCCGGUGCAAAGCACGCCUUUGUGAAAAUGGAGAGAGAGGGCGGCGCACUCGUCCUUGAAGCCUCUCACGAGGAGCAGACAAGAAACCUAAAGCAAGUGCAGGAGGUGAACGAAAAGUCGACUUCGGAAACGCAAACAUACGACGAAGAUUAUUGGCGGACUUCGCUGGUAGCUGACUUUUUGGAUCACAGAGCUAUGGCAGCGCUCGCGUUGCAGGACACUGAUAACACUGCGAUUGUGGUGCCGUCUCUUGAAGAGUUCCACUCUGAAUCUGAGUCUGCGGGCCACGAAGGAGGCGAUCAGAAGGAUUCGGUCGAGCGGCCUUUGUCCCUAGGGUCUGAGAAGAAGCGUGCGGUUUUGGAUUCUGCACGGGAAGCGUUUCUGCACGGUUGUCUCCACGGUCUAAAGGAGCUAGUUGUGUAUCGACCUCUAUGGAUACUUGCGCUCUACGGGAGUGGCACCAUGAUCAUGAAUGGCGAUGAGCAGCCUAGCCAAACGCGGCAGGAGCUGCUGAGUGGACCGACGACUGAGAACAAUAUCACAGCGGGUGGCGCAUCAACAGGUGGGGCAGCGUCGUUCCACGCAGCUCGUGACCGAGUGGAAUCGGAAGCGGGCGGACCGAAAUCCACUAGUGGUGGUUACCGCGAGGUGAGACCAAGAGCAAGCGCACACGCUGUUCGUUACGAGACAAAGGGAGACGGCGAAGUGCUCGAAUCAGUAGCGCUGUCGGGGUCUACCGCCGUGGCAUCCAACGGCAUGAGUACGCGCGCUUUUCUUUGGUGGGUUGCCGUGAAUUAUUUCACGAAGACUCAACUUUUCUGCAUGUUCAUGAUGCCGGUAACGUUUCUUCUCGUCGCGUUGUUGCUCUACGAGUACCGCGAGUUUUUGGAAUGGUUUUGGCGUCGCCUGGGCUUUCUCUACUUGCGAUGCUUUGGCGAUCGAUUAGACAUUCGGAUUCGCAUCCGCGCCGAACAGAGCCCAGCUUCGAAUCCCGCAGCUGUUCCUGGAGGAGACGGAUAUAGUGCGCCUGCCGGGCACUCCUCGGUGCAGCUUACUGGUUCACCAGCAGCAGCACAGAGGAUCCAAGCAGGUCUGACAGGGAACCGCAGCCACAUUGCAGACGCACUCUUUGGUUCGGAAGAAGCCCCAGAUGCGAACGAGUUCAUGGAUGGUGCAGGAGGCGAGGCUGCUGUGCCAGUAAUCUCUGCUGUCCUCGAUUUGCAGGACGAAGACGAGCAUGAAUACGUUGACAUGCUUUCCCAACUGCGGGCGCAACGCGCGGCUGCGCGCGCUGCAGCCGCGGCCGCAAACGGCGGAACGUCAGCUGCAGGUGGCAGCAUGGGUGUAGCACCAGGCACUGCUUCUAAUAGCCCGACAUUGGCUCAGACGGGACCAGUGUCGUCUUCGAGUAGCAUUAACGCACCACCACCAGUGACAAGUGAUCGGUUGCCAAUAGGAUCGCUCACUAAUGGCAGCCCAAGUGGUUACAGUGUCGGCUCUACCACCGCAGCUGGCGCGUCCUCUAGUAGUGCUGGCACAUCACAAUCUUUGGUGGGAACACCUGCAGGGGGUAGCUUCCACUUAGGAGCGACCACUGGCGCCCCGGGUGGAGCAAGCGUCCUUGCGGGUGUCUCGCCUUCGCCCGGCAGCUUGUUGAGCACCCUGCUAGGCAGCACGAGCGAGCAGAUCAACCAGGAGCUUUAUUUUGGACAAGCCAGCAGUGAUGGCGGAAGUUCUGACGGCGACAGCCUGGACGAUGCUGGGGAGGGUGCACUCGAGUUGCUAGGCAAUGCCCUCGAUGAUGCUUUGGGUGUGGGGACGGGAACCGACCCUGCACCAGGCCCAGGCGCCCAAAUGGCUGCGGGUCACAACAAUUUUUUUGUGGUCUUCAUCUUCACGCCUUUCCUGCAUUACGCUAAUGAGGGCGUCAAAAUGCUCAUUUUUUCACUCACACUUCUCGCGGGGCUCGCGCGAUGGCUGCUGGAAGCCACUGUGCAGGCGUCGGUAGAAGUUGUUGUCGAAGCAGUGAGCGCUGCCAAUGCCGAAGUCCUUCCACUAUACUUCCCACCCAAAAGCACACGACGCAUUACCAAGUUUGCCCGACUCACAGUGAAGGAUUCUAUUCGGAAAUACCUCUGCGCGCACAGAAAGGGAGCCGAGGAAGCAGAGGAGUCGAGUCCCAGCCACGUCAACGCGAAUAGCAUGAUCAGACAAAACGGCCGCAAUGAGGACGUGGCGGAUCCUCCAAGCAAAGACGAGUCACCGCAGUUCUCCCAGCAACCCGGAAGAGGCCAUUUCCGGCGAAGUCGAGACGGUAGCUUUCCAGCCAAUUUGCUUGAAGCAGCGCGUAUGAUCUCCUUCGGCGAAGAAAGUAACGCAGAUGCUGCUCUGAGAGCCAGAAAUGGGUCCACCAAGGGGUUCGAGAGUCAUGGAAGCUAUGCCAGCAGAAGUGUCUCGGAAUCAGAAGCCGGGAGCACUUCCGAGGGUUCUUCAUCGACUAUCUCGUCCAGUGAUAGCACGCCAGUCGUGCAUACUCCAGUACACGAAUUGCCCUUCGAUCAUCCGGAAGCCAUGGCUCUGCGUCGGCGCGCGGCUACCUUUGGAAAGUCACGCCGUGAGGUAGACAAAACAAGAGAUCAUAGGAGCUUAGGACGUUCGGUUUCUGCUACAACCCCAAGCUCGUCCGAUGGCGGUUCUGCACUGCAGGACUACUCUCGUGCAGGCGGUGAUGUCGAUGUGGAGGAGAUGUCCAUCGAAGAAGAGGGCGGUGGAACGACCGAGGUUGGUGUGAUUGCGCGAGCAUUUGCGCGUUUGCAACAGGGUUUCUGGAGUGGGCUCUUCGUGUGCCACUAUUGCGUGGUGCUUGUCUUCCUGUUUACACUGAAGGUCUUGCACUUCAUUUUUAUUCGCGUGGUGCUGGUCCAGAUCCUGUUGCGGCCGCCCAUGUGGCUCUUUGGCGCCGCACCUAGUUCAGUUCCGCGGAGCUGGCGGCAACCAGCCCCCGAGGUAGAAUACGAUGAGGAAGGAAGCAGUUCCUGCUCCGAGAGCCAGACCGAAGUUGAGGAAUGUGAGUCUCCUGCUCUCAUCGCGUCUACGCCUCUGAACUUGGGCAGAAGUCUAUCUUGGCCUCAGGAUGAGGUGUCCUCAACCAGAAGAAGGCGAAGGCGCGAGUACGACGAUGAUUUGAUAAGACCUCGUAGUAGACGCAGCAGUCAGUGGUCCUCUCCGUCUUCGCAGCAUAUCGUGGAUGCGCAACAACACGCUCUGAUUCCAAGAGUGUACUAUGUCAGGGCGUCUGCGGAGGAAGGACUGGCUCGUCAUAGGGCUUUGCUGGCCGGGUGUGUUCGCGCAGUGUCAUCGCUCAUUCGCCGAGCUGUUGCGGAAUGCUUUCGGUCUCGCGAAGACGAGAGCCGAGGACGAGCAAGCCGCUUCAUCAAUCUGGACGACGAUCAUGCCUCCAAUUUGGGUGCACUGUCCUCGCCCGGAGACGGCGAACACGACUCUCGGCGUCUGCGGCAGCAUAGUCAUGGAGACAACUACUCGGCUUUCUCUUCUGAUCAAAACGAAGGACCGCAGCAGCUUCUGCCGCGCAUGAGAGGCCGCAGACGGCGCGAUGACUUAGUGCUCGAGCCGGCGCACGGGAGCAUCAGCUCUAUGUCGGAGAGGAGACUGCGUUCAGGAGAGUCGUCCUCAGAGGAAGACUACACCCCUCCACUCCUUUUCCCAAACGAUGAAGAGCCUCCAAUGACCGGGGAAGAGUACGCGGGUGUCCUGAACGAAAUUUUAGAUGCAGAAGAACAAGGGCUGUCCCCUCCGGAUCCGAAUGCGGAUCUCGACCUGGGCCUUUCCAUUCGCGGUGUCAUGACUUGGGUGCUUUUUGCCCCAGUAGCGACAGCGAUCGAAGUAACCUGGAUUUUCUGUGUUCGAUUCUGGCGUGCCUUUUCAUGGUUCUUUCGAUGGACGUCGCCUCGUCCGGCAGGACUGAAUCCAUCGGCCCCCGGGCAAGGGAGUGAUGCAGCAUUCGGAGGCCUUUCACCUAGUACAGCAGGAGACAAUCACAGCAUUACAGGUCUGCAGGCAGAUAAUAUCCAUGGCGCUCCUGAGCAAGGACCCAGCAAUGUUGCAUCUCCAAUGCCCGCCGGUCCUCAAAGUUCGGCCACGGCUGAGCAAGCUGCGCCGGCAGUGAUAGGCAUGCCAGACCUGCUGUUGUUUCCUGUGGGAGAGGAGCGCAUGGUAGGCCCAGGGGAGAGUAUGCUUCGGGUAGUGUACGCAAGAGUAGACGCUUUUGAUCUGACGUUCGGACGUCGCAUGCUCUUGGCCUUGGUCUGCAGUUACCCACUGGCAUACUGCAUGGUUCGCUGGUGGCUCGCGAGCAACCUCAUCUACCUCAGCUUGCUGCUUGGACCGAUAAUGUGGUAAAGACGCAGAAACUGACAUAAUUUACUGUUGUACGUAGCAUAGUAGGAAGAAAGAUGAAGCUGAAGCUGAACAGCAUCGAAAAGAAGUGAACGGAGCAAUCAUACUAAGUAUGCUGACACCAUCAUGCAUUUAUAAAACAGAAACAGACUUUCUCUUGAUUUGACGUUAUUGCCACGAAUAAAACUAACCAGUCGAUUAUCCUUGAAGUGAACUUCAUUUUUCUGUACACAACGCAAUUGGAUUUAUGUGGUUCCUAUCAGUACCAGUGGUCUAGACAAAUUGUACCUACAUUUUUUGAAUCAAGAAGCACCUUCAAAGAAAUUGUAUCCUAUAUAUAAUACAUCAUGUUAUCAUGAUUUUUGGUUCUCGACGUAGUGUAUGGCUUGACUGUCCUUUCCAUGAAAAUAAGUUGGUGUAUUUCUGAGUGGUCAUAAAAAUGUAACUAUCUUUGUGUUAUAAUUCUUGUACUAUACGUAUUCUGAGUGAACGUGAAGAUUCAUUCCUGUAAUUAUAGAACAGCAUGAUGAACAUCCAUCAAUAACAUUCAUAAUAAUGUAAACAUCCAUGAUGAUAAUUCACAAUGAACAAAAUCAUCCUCGAGCUUUUUUCUGUGGUUAACAUCUUCCUCAGUCCAAACCCAGUUCCUCCUAUA
Molecule: messenger RNA, 12513 nt
Organism: Amoebophrya sp. A25
Lineage: Eukaryota; Dinophyceae; Syndiniales; Amoebophryaceae
Source: the annotation of a GenBank genome assembly